Messenger RNA from Drosophila willistoni, 2502 nucleotides. It is a transcript of the gene Pkg21D, whose product is annotated as cGMP-dependent protein kinase, isozyme 1. Lineage: Eukaryota; Metazoa; Arthropoda; Insecta; Diptera; Drosophilidae. Gene Ontology annotation, molecular function: ATP binding; cGMP-dependent protein kinase activity. Gene Ontology annotation, biological process: protein phosphorylation. The record is from RefSeq and is a predicted model, not a curated record. The coding region runs from base 79 to 2418 and encodes 779 amino acids. The transcript is spliced from 5 exons.
CUUUUUUUUGCUCUCUCUCUCACUCUCUCUGUUUUAUUCUUUGAAUGGGGCGCAAAUGACAAACAACUCGUGGCCAAAAUGAAUGAUCGUGAACGGGAUGGUUUGAUCAGCAGCUUGCACAAUGAUGUGCUUGCCCUGAAGGAUCUGGUGAGAAAUCGUGAAAACGAGCUGGUCAAAUUACAUAGGGAAAUCCACAAGUUAAAGAGCGUACUUCAGCAGACCACCAAUCACUUGAACGUGACACGAAAUGAGCAAAAGCAACAACACCAACAGCCACAACAACAGAGUCCACAACGGGGUCGGCUGUAUUCCCUGCCCGAGCAAUGCGGUGACGUGACAACAAGCAGCCAAAUAAAUCCGCACAUUUGCAGCUCUUGCGGAAUGGUUAUGCCCACAAGCCCAGAGUUUGCACUUGAGGCUUUAUCAUUGGGGGGAUCGGCUCCAAGCCCAUCUCCAUCUCCGUCGCCAACUUCCAACUCAGUAUCGGCCCCACAACUGCCAGAAGUACGCCCGAAAGCUACCACCAAGAAACAGGGCGUAUCUGCCGAGAGUUGUGUACAGUCAAUUCAUCAGUCCUACAAUGUUCCCAUACCCAAAUAUGAUAAAGAUUUCAGUGCCAAGCAACAGAUCAAAGAUGCUAUUAUGGAUAAUGAUUUUCUCAAGAAUAUCGACGCCUCUCAAGUACGUGAACUUGUCGAUUCCAUGUAUUCCAAGUGCAUUGCCGCUGGAGAAUUCGUGGUACGUGAGGGUGAAGCUGGUGCCCAUUUGUAUGUAUCCGCAGCGGGAGAAUUCGCUGUCAUGCAAAAUGGCAAAGUGCUGGAUAAAAUGGGUCCCGGCAAGGCCUUUGGGGAAUUGGCCAUACUUUACAAUUGCACUCGAACCGCUUCAAUUCGUGUGCUAACAACUAGCGAAGAUGCCCGCGUUUGGGUCCUGGAUCGUCGGGUCUUUCAACAGAUUAUGAUGCGUACGGGUCUGCAGCGAAUUGAGAAUAGUGUGAACUUCCUAAAGUCAGUGCCACUACUACGCAAUCUCAGCGAAGAGUUGUUGGCCAAAAUUGCUGAUGUUCUGGAACUGGAGUUCUAUGCGGCUGGCACGUAUAUCAUUAGACAAGGCACUGCCGGCGAUAGCUUCUUUCUCAUAUCGCAGGGUAAUGUCAGGGUAACCCAAAAACUGACAGCCACCUCACUAGAGGAGACAGAGUUGCGGAUAUUGUCGCGGGGUGAUUACUUUGGCGAACAGGCUCUAAUCAAUGAGGACCGGAGGACAGCGAAUAUUAUAGCAUUACCACCAGGUGUUGAGUGCCUUACUUUGGAUCGAGAUUCAUUUAAACGGCUAAUUGGAGAUUUGUGUGAGUUGAAGGAGAAGGACUAUGGCGAUGAAAGCCGCAUUUUAGCCAUGAAACAAGCCGCCGAGAAUCAGGAGAUUUUCGGCUCUCAAGCCCAGCAGCAGCAGGAAUAUCCGGAUCUAAAAUUAACAGACCUGGAAGUGGUUAGCACUCUUGGUAUCGGUGGCUUUGGGCGAGUAGAACUGGUCAAGGCCUAUCACAAUGAUCGUGUGGAUACAUUUGCUCUCAAGUGCCUGAAAAAACGUCACAUUGUGGACACGAAGCAGGAGGAGCAUAUAUUUAGUGAACGCACCAUUAUGUUAAGUUCUAAGUCACCGUUCAUUUGUCGCCUCUAUCGGACUUUUCGGGACGAUAAAUACGUCUAUAUGCUCCUAGAGGCCUGUAUGGGUGGCGAAAUAUGGACCAUGCUGCGAGAUCGCGGCUCCUUUGAGGAUAAUGCGGCACAAUUCAUUAUUGGCUGUGUCCUGCAGGCCUUUGAGUAUCUGCAUUCCCAUGGCAUUAUCUAUCGUGAUCUCAAACCCGAAAACCUAAUGCUAGAUGAGCGAGGCUAUGUGAAACUGGUUGACUUUGGUUUCGCCAAGUAUAUAGGUACAAGCUCCAAAACUUGGACGUUUUGUGGUACUCCCGAGUACGUGGCACCCGAGAUCAUCUUGAAUAAAGGUCACGAUCGAGCUGUGGACUACUGGGCUCUGGGCAUACUUAUUCAUGAGUUACUCAACGGAACUCCUCCGUUCAGUGCUCCAGAUCCUAUGCAAACCUAUAAUCUCAUUCUUAAGGGCAUUGAUAUGAUAAGUUUUCCCAAACAAAUGUCACGAUGGGCAGUACAAUUGAUUAAGCGAUUGUGUCGUGACGUCCCCUCUGAACGCUUGGGCUAUCAGACGGGUGGAAUUCAGGACAUCAAAAAGCACAAAUGGUUUCUUGGUUUCGAUUGGGAUGGCUUAGCCAGUCAACUCUUAAUUCCGCCUUUUGUUCGCCCAAUUGCUCACUCGACAGAUGUGCGUUACUUUGAUCGAUUUCCCUGUGAUCCAACCGAACCACCCGAUGAACUUUCUGGCUGGGAUGCUGAAUUCUAGCCAUUUCGAGUUGAAAAUUUGUACACUUUAUGUUAUGCUUUAUUAGAAAUUUAGUAGUUGAAUGAAAUUUUUUUGGGAUUACUA